GCGGAGCUUUUGAAGUUCUCCUGGAAGUGGCGGUUUGUUUCAAUAUGGCGGCGGUUGCUGAUGGAGAAACGAAUUCGACCGGGAUUUAUUGGAUUAACGACACUUCAGAAGAAGAGCAGUCCACAGUAUUAGUUCCAGGUGCGAGAAGAAAGAAGGGACUACAGGUAAAAGUAAAACCCACCUUAGACAUGAAGUCGAGGACUGGGAAGAAGCCGGACCGAGUACCAGAUUUCCCUGUAGCGAAGACGCCUUUGCAGAAGGUCUCUGAAUUUUCAUCCAAAUCCAGAACUCCACCUCGAUUGUCAGAAUCGUCACAGACUCAGGUCAUCCCUCAUAGACUGCAAGUCAAAAGCAAGGCGUCAUUAAAGGACCUUUGUCCAGAAGACAAGCGUCGCAUCGCCAACCUGAUCGAAGAGCUGGCGAAAGUAAGUGAAGAGAAAGAGGAGUCCGUGCAGAGGCUCAAAGAUGAACAGGAUACGUUUGAGAAAAAGAUCCAACAAAUGGAAGAGCAGAAUCGACUCAUUGUACAGGAAAGAGAAAGUUUGCAGCAGCAGUACAAGGAGUGCCAGGAGCUGCUGGGACUCUAUCAGCAGUACCUUUCCCAACAGCAGGAGAAACUCAACCAGUCCAUCUCUCAGCUGAAUCAGUCACGCUCCCACUCCCACUGCAGGACAGCCAGUAGUGAGAGAACAUUAAGCAGAACCCAUAUUGCGAAAGAAAGAGGUGCCGUUUAUAAUGGCUCUUAUUUGGAUCCCCCCAAUUCUGGAAGAACAGGGUCAGCAGGUUGCGCUCACUCGUGUUUAGCCGGCGGUUGUUCUGGGCCUUCCUCAAUGCCCUCGUGUUGCAUUGAGCACGGCGGAGGAAGCCAUGAGCAAGACGCACCAGGUGUCCACAAGCGUUCAGGGGAUGGCUGGAGAGAGCCACCGCAUGAUAUCUGCCGGAGAAAGGAUCAGGUGGCCAACGAUGCCACCAAGCCGAGAGACUCGCGCCAUGAAUUGGGGCUGAAAAACGAAACCGGAUGCUGCACGGGGCGCAUCGAGCCAGCGCCCUACAUUGGCAGGGAGGACUGGGAGGCGAAGCGCCAGCGUUUGCUGGUUCAGAAGAAGCAGCUGGAGGCUGAAAGAGAGAGGCUGCAAGCUCGACUUGCUGAGCAAGAAGAGAGGCUGCUGAAACAGAACCAGGAGCUCAGACAAUCCCGACUCAACCACAGCAAGUUUCAGCAAGAAUUAGAGCAGUCUUUUAAUGAAAUAAGAUUUAAUGAAACACCUCAACCCAGUGUCACUGCACAUCCACACAGUGAAAGAAAUAAGGGAGGUCUUCAGGUCCUGAAGGGAAGUGUCAGACAGCCUUUAAAUGAAGUUCGACCACAGGAGCACAACCUGCAGCGAGCCGAUCCUAUACUUUCAAACGGUCUCUCCACAGUUGCUAAGAAGGAUAUGGCCACCUCUCCUGUAAAUUCCCCAAAGUUCCAAAAGUCAUCGAUACGACAGAAAUUGCCGGUCAGCCAUCCCAGAACCCCACAGUCACCAAAGUUGGAUUCCUCGCUGAUCGAGCUCCUGGAUAUUUUUAGUCCGAUCAGUAACGGGGAGAGAAGCAGCGUCAGCUCGUCUGCGCUCAGGAGUCUCGCCGGCCCUCGUCAGCCUCUCGGUGCCGUCCGGCCCCUGUGCAGCUCUGCUCUUUCUCCCCGAGGCCAAACACAGCCCUCGCAGGAAGAGCUGCAGGAGAGUCAGAUACUCGAGGAGAUAUUCUUCAUCUGCUAGAACUCAAGGUCUUCGCCAGAACCUUAACGAGAGCACGAAAUGCAUAAUAACUCGCCGUUCGCAGUUGAGCUCCGCGCGCGACGGCCGUACGUUAUUAUAUUUAAAAUUUCAUUACUGGAUUUCUAAUUAUUUGUUCGAUCGUUGGUCUCGAAUCGCUUUUCGCCGCCUUUGCGUUACUGCCUUAAUUGUAUACUCGCUGUACGCCAAAGUAAUCAUGGCUUUUAUUAUUUGUACGAUAUAUUUUUUUUUCUAAUGAUAAUAAACCCAAAUGAAAGCAGGA
This is a messenger RNA of Silurus meridionalis, 2040 nucleotides long. Its product is annotated as KIAA1328 ortholog. Lineage: Eukaryota; Metazoa; Chordata; Actinopteri; Siluriformes; Siluridae. The coding region runs from base 45 to 1760 and encodes 571 amino acids. The transcript has 11 exons. The record is from RefSeq and is a predicted model, not a curated record.